Molecule: messenger RNA, 9988 nt
Organism: Phyllopteryx taeniolatus (common seadragon)
Lineage: Eukaryota; Metazoa; Chordata; Actinopteri; Syngnathiformes; Syngnathidae
Product: fibroblast growth factor 14-like
Exons: 5
Coding region: 498-1718 (406 amino acids)
Biological process (GO): fibroblast growth factor receptor signaling pathway; cell differentiation; positive regulation of gene expression
Cellular component (GO): cytoplasm
Molecular function (GO): growth factor activity; fibroblast growth factor receptor binding
Source: RefSeq, a predicted model, not a curated record
ACUGUGUGCACCUCUCCUUCGGUUGUCUGGAGAGCAGCAGCCGAGGGCGCCCGCGAGCUCCCUUUCCGGCCACUUUAUCGCCACAACUCCCGCAACGUGCUGCCGCGAGGAAGAGUAUAUUUGCGCUUCCGGAGGCCGAAAGACGGAGUGUAUAAAUAUUCUUAAGGACUUUUGCGGGGGAAUGGAGCGCGUUGUGGGACCGUGCAGAGAUUCCCUGCUGUGAUUCCCGUCAGUGAGCAGAGGAGGAGGACUAGCGCGGUUCCCGCUGCUGCUUGGAGGAUUGUGCGUCUAGCGCGUGUGGGUGCGCGUGUGCGUGCGUGUGCCUUUGGAAAGCAGCCCCCCUCGCUGCAGUUGUUACCCGCUCCACUGAUACAAAGAUGCCAGCGACUUGCUGACGGACACCCGCGGUCCGCAUCCCGCCCACCGAGACCUUUCGUCCCCUCCCCACCCCCCAGACGGACGGACGCACCGAGCCCUGCCAUCCCUCCGUCACUAAUAUGCAAUGUUUUUUUGUGCAGAAGCCGACAGCUGCCGCGUACCGCCGACUUGCCACUAGCCCCGCCGCAUGCCUGCUCUCCGCGCCGCGCGGCACACGACGACGCCAUUUGAAGAGGAGCGCUCGGGGGCUCUUGACGCCGCGGCGGGAGCGCGGCAACAGCAGCAGCAGCAGCAGCGACCGCUCCGCCUCCUUCCCCACCUCCUCAUCCUCACCCUCACCCUCCGCUGCUGAGCACCACCGGCCUCUCCGGCAGCCCGAGGCGGAGGUCGUUCUUUUCCUGCCGCACAGGGACGACGACAAGGCGAAAUACGUGGAAGCGGGCGAGAAACCGGGCGACGGCCCGGGCUUGCUUCUUCUCUUCAUUUCUAUGGUGCAGAUUCGGGGAGCCAAGCGCAGUCGAACUGAGCCCAACAGCUGGCCGUUUCCGCUGGCAUGCCAACAGGGGGGCGGGCCGGCCCCCGUGCGGUGGCAGAAAUUUAGGCUGCCGCAUCCGGUGCGCGUCUCGUCUCCCACCUCCUGUUCUCCUUCCUAUUCAUACUCCUCCCCCUUCUCGGCCAAAUCCAUGCGGUUUAUUUGGAGCAACAUUUUCAGAAAAGGAUCGCAUAUGCUGCAGUGUCUUUGUGGCAGGAGCCUCAAGAAAACCAAGAACCCAACUGAACCGCAGCUGAAGGGCAUAGUGACCAGAUUGUUCUGCAGGCAUGGCUUCUAUCUCCAGAUGGGGCAGGAUGGAAGUCUGGAUGGGACCAAAGAUGACAGCACCAACUCCUCUCUGUUCAACUUAAUUCCAGUGGGACUUAGAGUGGUGGCCAUCCAAUCAGUAAAGAGUGGUCUCUACAUUGCCAUGAACGGAGAGGGUCACCUCUACUCCUCGGAAACGUUCACCCCAGAGUGCAAAUUUAAGGAGUCUGUGUUUGAGAACUACUAUGUGAUCUACAGCUCCAUGCUGUACAGGCAGAAGGAGUCUGGCCGGGCCUGGUUCCUGGGCCUCAACAAGGAAGGGCAGGCCAUGAAAGGCAACAGAGUUAAGAAGACCAAACCAGCUGCACAUUUCCUACCUAAACCUAUAGAAGUUGCAAUGUACAGAGAGCCUUCACUGCAUGACAUAGGGGAGGCGGCGCCUAAGAUCGCCGGGGGCCCGCCUUCCAAAAGCACAACCAGCGAGCCAGUGGUCAUGAAUGGCGGAAAGCCUGUCAGCAAACCUGCCAAGGAGGAGACAUAGCCCGCUCCUCCCCACCCCUACAUCCCCUUUCCACCCACAAGCAACCAGAGGCCAGGAAAAGUAAGCGAUUCUGCAACAAAUGCAACAAAAAAAACUCAGUCAAGUUGAGACCGGUCAACAGCAAGUGCGCACCCAGCACCCCACUGCUCACAUUGUAAGACAGAACUGCUGUUGUCGGCGGCUGAGGGGCAAAGAGGAAGAAGAUGAAGUGGCAGCAGUGUGAUCUCGCCUUGCCCGAAAGGGUAUUCUUAAAAUGAAACAAACAAACAAAGAUACAAAUGUGUCAUCUCCACCGAUGUUUACCUGUGACAGUCUGUUACUUAGAGGCCUGCUUGUCCUCCUCUGAUAGUGUUCAGUUGCCAGGUAUGCUUGCCUCAAACACACACACACACACACACACACACACAAACACACACACACACACAAGCUCCACAGAAUGGAUUUGAAAGCAUCCAGAUAAACAUAAUGGAGUGCUAAAGAUGCAUCUGAUCUGAAAACACAAUGUUCUGUAUCUGACCUCACCAGUUUGGUUCUUAUUUGACAGAUACGGUCGAGCAUGCUUCUUUAUUCCUUUGUAUGCAGUUGGUUUAAGGACACAAAACGCUGGUGAAGACCGAGCUUGCACAGUUGUACAGAUACAGAAUAGACUUCAGUUGCUACCUCCCUGCCAAGCACCUAAAGAAUGCUACCACCUCGUACAUAUGUAGCCAUUCAAGAAUUCUGGCAAGGACCUCUUCAAAUUGGCAUGUAGCUAUAACCGAAGAGAUUUAACAUGUUUGGAGCCCCCAAGCAAAUGAAAGCAGAGCUUUGAGCAGCAUUACUGUUUACAUGAAAUAGCAAAGGACACUUAGAAUGUAGCUGAAGGGAAAAGCGCAAAGCUACACUCUCAGAGACAAAGUACAUAGCUGUACUUACAGUACAGUGAUGGUGUACAACGGCUUGGACCCAUGACUUUUAUUGUUUGGAUGCUGAAAAAGGUACAAACAGCAUGGCAUCGAACAAAUAGUCUUGUGUACCACACACGGGGACUGUACCUUGUGGGACAAAAGUGAGCUCUCAUUUAUGACAGUGUAUCAUAACCUGCUGCCUUCACAUUAACUUGUAUUUAAAGGUAGGAGGGCAAAAGUGAACAGGGUAAAUCAUGUUAAAGCUGCAAUGUGUCGAUUAUGUGAAGCGUGACAUGUGACAUGCAGGUAUUGUAGUGAUAACGGUUUUUAACAUGGUGAUUUUAGCCAGAGAUGGUUGGACCGUAACUAUAGCGCAGAGACUUUAGCCACAAUCAGAAUAUCACAUGAUGAACUUGUGUGGCUAACCCUCAGCACAACGAAAGCAAACCAAAUAGAUUCCUCACUGUGACCAUCAACAUGGCUCUAAUCUGUUCAGGACUUUAAGCCUUGUUCAAGAACCAGACUUUCUGUUUAGACGCCAGUGAACUGAACUGGUAGUUGUUUAGAAACUGUCCCUUAGAAGGUAAGGAUACUGUGAUACCUCUUGUCUUGUCUGUGCCAGUGAAAGAGAUGCUGCGGUUCAGGAUGGCAAUGGAGCAGGGGUGGGCACACCAAUUUCACCAACUUGAAUUAGGAUGGACAUAUCUAUCAUAAAAGGACGCACAAAAAUGUCUCAAUGUCUCCAUGUCAGUCAUUUUGGUCCAAACCAGCCAUUUAUGGUACCAAUGGAGGACCUGUGAUACUGUAUGAGGAAAUGGGAAAAAAUGGGUGUAGCAGAGAAGUAUGUUAGACUAGACCAGGCCAUGUACAGUAUGUGAACAAUAAGACAGUGGUGAGGUGUGCUGUUGGAGUGACAGAAGACUUCAAGGUGGAGGUGGGACUACAUCAAGGAUCCUCUCUGAGCCCCUUAUUAUUUGCUAUGGUGAUGGACAGAUGAUCUCUGUGGACUAUGAUGUUUGCAGAUGACAUUGUAAUCUGAGGUGAGUAGGGAACAGGUGGAAGAGAACCCAGAGGUGCACUGGGCAGAUGAACAAUGAAGGUCAGUUGCAGCAAGACAGUGCAUGAAUGAAAGGGAGGCCAGUGGAUUAGAAAAGGAGAACAUGCAGAAGUUCUGAUUCUAUUAUUAAAAUACAUUAUUUUACAUAUUUUACAUACACAUUUGACUUUUGUAAGGCUGUGUGACCAAUCAGACGAGCUGUAUCGCCUCAGCAACAGGUUGUCAGCACCAUGGGCCAAAGCACUGACACACAAAGGCUUCACAGUUGCAGAAACACCUGACUGGAGGGGGCAGUGUGCCGUACCCUCAUUUCUCGUACAGCGACGUCUUGUUCAAUUGUUUGCGCUGCAAUGACUUGUCUGCUACGCACCUACGACAACAAAUUAUUGCGAGCUCAGUAUUCCUAUCACGAAACUGUCAUUAUAACUGUAUUUCUGCUGUCGUCUCAAUGGGAAGUUGUUGUAGAUUGUCUGAUCUGAUGCCAUUUGGUUUAUAUACAGUGGAACCUCUGUAAAGUCGAACACCACAGCGCUUGUACUAUUUGCAAAGGCACACCAUCUUUUCAAAAAAGAAAAUUAUGCCUGUAGAUUGCAGAUCGUGAGAUCGCAAUUAAGCGAGGAUCAAAGGAAUAGCUGCUUUUUGAUUUUUUUUUUUUUUUACACAAACACUACUUACAAAAGCAACAGCCUAAACGUGAGGUGUGAAGAGGAGAACAGAAAAAGAGAAGAAGAGUUUCAAACAAAUUAUAAGGCCGAUUUUGAGCCUUCUUAACCCCUUCUGAUCAGUCGGCAAAGGCCUAAUUAUAAUAAUAAAAAAAAAACGAAAAAAAGUUAAUCCGAGGUUUAGGAUGUGCUAUGUGUGAUUUUUUCAUUUGUAUUUUUUUAUUUCCCCCCCCCCCCUCUCCGAUUUGCUUGGAAAACGAUCAGGGCCGACAAUCGGAAAAGUUAAACGUUAAAUAUUUACAAUCAUAAAUCCUAAUAUGUGUGGUCAACACAGAGUUCUGCUGAGCUUUUGUAAUACUUUCUCCUACUCUUCCUACUUUUUGGUUUUCAUCAGUCUAGAUGCCCUGUGGCACCAUGCUACCUCUCACAGGUAUUAAUUGGUACUAUGCCAGACAUCUGGCAAUAUGGUUGCGUGUGUGUGGUGUGCUGUGGUGGUCACUUGAAUACAACACACGCUGUGUAAGAGCAAUAAGUACGCAUACACAUUUUUUCCCCUCAUCAUAUAUGCAUUCCUCGCAUUUUAAAAACAAAGACGGAGAACUUAAAUUGGUUAAGAUGUUUAAAAUCCUAUACAUACCGUUCCAUUCUUCCCUCACUUGUGAAGACCCCAAACUAUUUGAACUCCUCCACUUGAGGCAGGAUCUCAUCCCCGACCCGAAGAGGGCACUCCACCCUUUUCCGACUGAGGACCAUGGUCUUAGAUUUGGAGGUGCUGAUUCUCAUCCCAGGUGCUUCACACUCGGUAGCGAACCGCUCCAGUGAGAGCUGGAGAUCACAGCUUGAUGAAGCCAACAGAACCACAUCAUCUGCAAAAAGCAGAGAUGGAAUACUGAGGCCACAAAACCGGACCCCGUCUACAGCUCGGCUGCACCUAGACAUUCUGCCCAUAAAAGUUAUGAACAAAAUCGGUGACAAAGGGCAGCCUUGGCGGAGUCCAACCCUCACCGGAAACGAGUCCGACUUACUGCCGGCAAUGUGGACCAAAUUCUGACACCGGUCGUACGGGGACUGAACAGCCUCUAUCAGGGGGUUCGGUACCCCAUAGUCCCGAAGCACCCCCCACAGGAACCCCCGAGGGACACAGUCGAACGCCUUCUCCAAGUCCACAAAACACAUGUAGAUUGGUUGGGGGAACUCCCAUGCACCCUCGAGGACCCUACUGAGGGUGUAGAGCUGGUCCCCUGUUCCACGGCCAGGACGAAAACCCCACUGCUCCUCCUGAAUUUGAGAUUUGACUUCCCGAUGGACCCUCCUCUCCAGCACCCAUGAAUAGACGUUACCAGGGAGGCUGAGGAGUGUGAUCCCCCUGUCAUUAGAACAUACCCUCCAGUCCCCCUUUUUAAUAAUGGGGACCACAACCCCUGUCUGCCAAUCCAGAGACACUGUCCCCGAUUUCCUCUCAUUCUCUCCUCCCAGACUCUGCUUCCUCAUGGGAAGUCUUCGUAGUAUUCUCCCCACCGAGACACAACGUUCCGAGUCGAGGUCAGCAGUACCCCAUCCUCACUAUACACAGUGUUGAUGGUGCACUGCUUCCCCCUCCUGAGACGCCGAAUGGUGGACCAGAAUUUCCUCGAAGCCGUUCGGAAAUCGUUCUCCAUGGCCUCACCGAACUCCUCCCACACCCAAGUUUUUGCUUCAGCGACCACCAAAGCUGUAUUCCGCUUGGCCAGCAAGUACCCAUCAGCUGCCUCAGUAGUCCCAGAGGCCAAAAAGGCCCGAUAGGACUCCUUCUUCAGCAUCUCUCACCGCUGAUGUCCUCCAAUGGGUUCAGAGAUUGCCGACACGGCACAGGCACCGACUACCUUACGGCCACAGCUCCGGUCGGCCGCCUCAGCAAUGGAGGCGCGGAACAUGGUCCACUUGGACUCAAUGUCCCCAGCCUCCCCCGAGACGUGGGUGAAGUUCUGCCGGAGGUGGGAGUUGAAACUCCUUCUGACAGGGGAUUCUGACAGAGGUUCCCAGCAGACCCUCACAAUACGUUUGGGCCUGCCAGGUCGGACCGGCAUCUUCCCCCACCAUCGGAGCCAGCUCACCACCAGGUGGUGAUCAGUUGACAGCUCCGCCACUCUCUUCACCCAAGUGUCCAAGACAUGCGGCCACAAGUCCGAUGACACGACCACAAAGUCGAUCAUCGAACUGCGACCUACGGUGUCCUGGUGCCAAGUGCACGUGUGGACACCCUUAUGCUUGAACAUGGUGUUCGUUAUGGAGAAUCCGUGGGGACCACAGAAGUCCAAUAACAGAACACCACUCGGGUUCUGAUCGGGGGGGUGUUCCUCCCAAUCACGCCCUUCCAGGUCUCACUGUCAUUGCCCACGUGAGCAUUGAAGUCCCCCGGCAGAACGAUGGACUCCACAGUAGGAGCGCUCUCCAGCACCCCCUCCAAGGACUACAAAAGGGUGGGUACUCUGAACUGCUGUUUGGUGCAUAGGCACAAACAACAGUCAGGACCCGUCCCCCCACCCGAAGGCGGAGGGAGGCUACCCUUUCGUCCACCGGGGUGAACCCAAAUGUACAGGCACUUAGCUGGGAGCCAAUAAGUAAACCCACACCUACUCGGCGCCUCUCACCGUGGGCAACUCCAGAAUGGAAGAUAGUCCAACCCCUCUCAAGAGGACUGGUACCAGAGCCCAAGCUGUGUGUGGAGGCGAGCUCGACUACAUCUUGUCGGAACUUCUCGACCUAACACACCAGCUCAUGCUACUUCUCUCCGAGAGAGGUGACGUUCCACGUCACGAGAGCCAGCUUCUGUAGCCGGAGAUCGGAUCGCCAAGCUCCCCGCCUUCGGCCACCGCCCAGUUCACACUGCACCCAACCCCUAUGGCCCCUCCCACACGUGGUGAGCCCAUGGGAAGGGGACCCACAUUACCCUUUCGGGCUGUGCCCGGGCGGGCCCCAUGUGUGCAGGCCCGGCCACCAGGCGCUCGCCUUCGAGCAGCCCCAGACAACUUAGCUCCUAGGAUCAUUGGGACACACAAACCCCUCCACCACGAUAAGGUGACGGCUCAAGGAGGGGUGAUACAAUGUUAUCAAGGAUUUAACAAACAUCCCGUUUAAUUUUGGUUUCCUGAAAAGUAAUGGCCGGCAUGGUGAACGACUGGUUAGCACAUCUGCCUCACAGUUCUGAGGACUGGGUUUCAAAUCCCGGCCCCGCUUGUGUGGAGUUUGCAUGUUCUCCCCAUGCCUGGGUGGGUUUUCUCUGGGUACUACAGUUUACUCCCACAUCCCGAAAAAAAACAUGCGUAGUAGGUUGAUUGGAGACUCUGAAUUACCCGUAGGUGUGAAUGUGAGUGUGAAUGGUUGUUUGUUUCUAUCUGCCCUGCGAUUGGCUGGCAACCAGUUCAGGGUGUACCCCGCCACUCGCCCAAAGAUAGCUGGGAUAGGCUCCAGCAGCCCACGACCCUAGUGAGGAUAAGCGGUGAAGAAAAUGGAUGUGUGGAUGAAAAGCGAUGGUUUUGGAGAUGCGAGGUGACAUCCAUUGUUAUUCAACAACAAAGUUCAUGAAACACAUUCGCUGCAUCUGUGACAAGACUAACCUUCACAUUGAUUUCUAAAUUUGAACAAAUCGGAGGCCCUUAGAGGUUCCACUGUAGACCAAAUGUUCACAUGCUCUCGGCUCCAGUGUGCCUCACACAAUGUUCCACUGUGAGGGCCAUCUCUUGAUGAGUCUUUUGGCCAGUGUUGUAAUUGUCUUUUGUAGACAAAAUGUGGCUCUUUUCUGUGUAUUGUAGCACUCGUGUCACGCUAUUAUGGUUGCUAGGAAACGAUCAGAAAACAAGCCCUGACAAUCAUGCCUGUCAUCAUUUUAUCCCACCAGUAGAGUCCCGGGGAUAAACUGGAUAAAGUUGUCUGUCCAACAACACAGAGAUCACAUUCCAAUUGUGUGUGUUGUUCUUCACAGUAUACAUGAGCUCUCAUCGUAGGCCCAAAAAAUGUUUUUUUUUCUCAGUUGUGACAUUUUUUUAAAAAUGGUUUGAUUUGAGCUGAUGUUAUCAUUGGAACCCUUCUGACCCAUGGUACAUAACCAGCAUCAUGUAAAAUUGGAGUUGGACACAUUAUGGUCAUCAUGCAGUACAUGUUGUUUUUUUACUGGGAAGGAAUGUUCUUCAUUGUGCAUUAUCAAUCUUCAGCUUGUUGGGUUAGCACCUGGGAGAAUGCAGCUUUUGAAGAUCUCUCACACGUGUUCAAGAAUAAUUUCCGGGGCCAUGGACCAAAGAUGCAGAUACGUAUAACAGGGUCUUCCAGGUUCCUAAUCACACCUCCCAAUUAAGGUGAGCAUCUCCAUAGUUAGCCUGGCUGGUGCCAAAGCUACAAUUAUGAGCUCUAACUGCACUCUGUGUGCAAAGAAAGAGCAUAUGCUUUAAUUAGAAGGGAGCAAUCAUGACAAACCUGGAAAUCUUUUUAAUUUCCACUCAUGUACCAUUGCAAGGGGCGUGUGUUUGAGCGUGGACCUGCAGCCGUAGCUUGUCAGCAGCGCGGGCACGUUUUAGUGACACAAGCCAAGGACACGUGACGGUUAGAACUGUGCUCAUGAUGUAGCCUGUUUCCUUCAGGUUCACUCUGUUCCUCGAAUAGAAGAACGCCUUACUACAUGCAUACACUUGUCAAUGAUCCUUUGGUCCACUCUGUUGUCUUGGCUGUAAAGAGGUUAGCCAGAGCACUUAUCCCCACCUCCUUUCACUGCUUGGACUUUUCCACUUGUUGCACGUGUUCUAAAAAGGUCCAGAAACAUGGGGUGGUAGGGGCUAAUGCAUGUGGUCAUGUCGGAAAUAUGUAAUGAAUACAAAUCAGCAUGUAGCCAAGGGGUGGGUAAAAUCUGUUCUUUAAUCCGGCCCGUUGAGCAUUUCCAUUAUCAAGAGUCUUGUUAUAUUUGUUGCAUUAAUUUAAAUGGAUUCCCCCUAAUUAAAGUAGCAUUUAUUCAUUUUCAUGUAUUUAUUUGUUUAAUUGAUUUGUUUUAAAUAUCACGUGGGUUUACUCUGGUUUCCACUUGCAUUCCAAAUAACAUGCUUGUUAAUUAAAAAUGAAUAGUUAUUUGUCUAAAGCUGGUAUACGUAAACUCCAGCUCACAGGUGAGCCUCAUGAGGAUAAGCGGUAUAUAUGAAACAUGAUCAUUAUUUAUAUUUAUUUAUUAAAAUUAGGUAUUUUAAAGACACUUUAACUUUUCUUUAAAUCUCAGCUACAAAUUACCUGGCUCAUCUGUCCUUCUUAAAAGUUGAAUGUGGCCCCUAAGCACAAAGAUUUGCCCACCACUUAUAUAGUCCAACUCUGCUACUACUGUAAUUUGCACUGGACGAAAUGCUUUACAGUCUGAUGGAUGGUGUCUUUUUUUAUUUAUAUAUUGUCUUUCAUGUAUUUUUGUUUUUCGGCUCGUGUAAAGAUUAAUGGCACCAGUAAUUAAAGCAAGCUGAUGCCCAGCAUUUCACCAGUGUUAAUCCUGUAUUGUUACAGUAAGUUGGUAGCAAAAUGUUGCGAGUGCUUACUGUCUUUCAGUAUAUGUUCAGUUCCACUAACAUCCAUAAUAUGCAAAUAUUGUACAGUUUGUGUCCAACUUAUUGUAUACACACAGAUCAGAACAAUAUUAAAUAAAAGAUUUAUAGAAAGAAA